This is a messenger RNA of Cataglyphis hispanica, 3020 nucleotides long. RefSeq names its product ankyrin-3-like. Bases 778 to 2544 code for a protein of 588 amino acids. The transcript is spliced from 4 exons. The record is from RefSeq and is a predicted model, not a curated record. Lineage: Eukaryota; Metazoa; Arthropoda; Insecta; Hymenoptera; Formicidae. Gene Ontology annotation, molecular function: protein binding.
UACCCCCUGGGUUCACAUGUACAUCUGUGCGUCUGAUCGCGAUCACGACUCAGCGUCGCCGAGAGUUUUCUUCUCUCUGAAAUUUUUUUGCGUCAUCAUUACUCGACGGAAGGCAGAGCGAGUUAAUAGGCGUAGCAUCAAUGGCUAUGAUCUGAAUUUGCGAAUGCAUCACAUCGUGCUUCAAAAAACUUGCGUCAACAAAUAAGUGCUUUAGGAAAAAUGCAAUUCAAUUAUUUUAUACAACUAUGGAAAUAUGAAUAUGAAUCGGCAAUACAUUCACCAGCGAGAUUGGUUUAAAUUCCAAUGGUUCGGCACCUAUGACUUUGCCAGAGGAGGAUUAAAAAGGGUGAAGUGGGGCAAGCAACGAAUGAAGGCGAACGCGCUACACUGAACGCGAAACAUUGAAUGCAGCGCGGAGAGGAAGCAAAGAGAGUUAGAAGAAGAAGAAGAGAAGGAGGAGGAAAAAGAAGGGAUGAAGUCGGUUCAAGCAUCGAUGGAGCCGCUCGUUCUUUAGCCAGGCGUUAGUAAAGCGCCGGUAACGUUUGCUUCGGCUCUGUUCGACCAGUCUGUAUUUUGCUCAUCCCGCUGUCUUUUUUUUCUACAUACAGGAUUUUACUGUACGACGAACGCGCGUAUAUUAUAUCGUGUAGCAUAGUUUAACUUUGGUCUGCGAAAGCAAAGUGUUUCACAGGCUAAUUACGUCCACUUAUAAUUAUAUCGUCUCGCGUUGAGCCAAUUGCACGAGCGCGAAUAAUCGAGAUCAAUUAAGCGCACGCGAUGACUUCCGCGUACGAGGCGACGACGGAACGCGAACAACAGAAGGCGACAACUCCGUGCGAUUUCGCGAAAGCUGACUUUAACGAUCAAGAACUAGACAAUCCGGAUAAUUCUAUCGCUGAUAUGGAGGAGACUUUAUUGACGUCAUCACGACGAGCCAAUGUCGUAACAGGUAAUUCCUCUUUCCAGGAACUCACAGUGAAAGAUAGCGUUUUAUCCGGUGAAUUAUUUCAAGACAACUUAAACGUGCUCGACGAUGUGCGAAGGAUAACAGAAAAUGUGCGCAAAGAGUAUAAAAAUGAAAAAAGUAUCGAUACUUCCCGAAUGAAUAAAUCCAGGAACGAGUUGAUUUUCGAAGAUAAUGAAAAACAUGAGGAGGAUUCAGUUUUGAAUUUAUCAAUGAAUAAUAGCACUGCGACGGAAAAUGCAUCCACGUGUCACGCAAAAGAGGAUGGACAGGACAAUGAAGUCGAGGAUCAAAAAAAAUUCAAGGAUCAGGAACAAAGAAAUCGGAGCGUGCAGGAAAUUGGAGUACAAGAACAACAUAUGACAUACGACAGCAAUAUUUGUGUCGGAGAUAAGUCUCGAGAUUUCACGGCAAGAGAUAUACGAACUUGUUACGAGAAAGUGGCGGAACUUCGUCUGGAUACGAAAGCCGAGACGCAGGAUGAAGCGACUGAAAGAGAGAUUAUUAUCGGCCGCCAGGACAGCGAUUCGUUCUACGAUGCCGUGCGAUCGGGAGAUGUUAAGCGCGUCUCGGCGUUGAUCGCCAGCGGCUGCGUGCAAAACCUGGAUGAACCGGAUUGGAACGUGUCGGGUGAUCCACCCCUAUUGAUGGCGGCAACGAAUCAUUGUUUGCCUGUGCUCAGAACGCUGUUGACGAAUGGAUGCGAUCCAGCUGUGCGUUCGCCGCGUGGUGAAACAGCACUUCAUAGAGUGAUCCUGAACGGUGGGCCAAGCGUGUUGAAAUUCGUGGAGGAUCUCUUGAGGCAUGGCUGCCCGCCAGGCGUCAAAGAGGCCGGUGGUGGAUCGACCGCGUUACACAUGCUCUCUCGUCAGCUGGCACACGCACCGUUGAAGUCCCAUCACGAUUUCGACGCCGCCUUGAAGACACUAGAAUUGCUGGCGAAAGCGGGACCCAUCAACGCCAAGGAUCACCAAGGUCGAAGCGCCCUCCAUAUCUUAGCAUCUUCGACCAUUUUUGAUAACAAUUGCAAGACCGGCAUCGAAUCGGUAAUCGAGACACUCUUGACGGCCGGCGCGGACACCGCAUUGAAGAAUGAUCGCGGCGAGACAGCGUUGCACGAGAGUCUGGAAUGCGGCACUUUGAACACGGCGACGUUAUUGAUGCCGCGCACGCCGACGGGCAUUGUAUCACGAUAUGGUGAAACCCCGCUACAUAUAGCUGCCCGAAAGAAUCAUAUCGAUGUGGUGAUGUGGCUGCUAGAGCAUGGUGAAGAUCCCGGAGCACAAGAUGCCGGCGGUAAUACGCCGUUGCAUCUCGCAUCGGCGAGGGGUUUUCAUCGGACGGUGUCGCUGUUAGUCACCUCGCCCUUGGCUCAAUUGGAGAGAGUCAACGUCGACGGUCUGACGGCGCUGCAGGUUGCCGCCGAGAGCGGAUUUGUCAACGCCGUCAGAGUAUUGCUCAAAGCCGGCGCUGAUCCCAGUCAAACCAUGCGCUAUUGUGCAACGAUCCUGCGCCGUCAUCCCGACAUCUCAGUUCUUAUAGAUUACGAAUUGACGAGACGUCGACAACUCGCUGCUUGAUCGCGCGCCGCUACUUUAUGAUUCUUAUCCUUCUGUUGAUAUUCCAGUAAUCGCUUCAAAUUAUUAGAUAAAUUACUAUGUACAAAAUUGCCACACACUUGUUGUUGCUCAAUAUUGCGAUACGUAUCGCGGAUUUGAAAUUAAACGUGCAAUGGUAACCAUAAUAUAAAAUUCCGUUGCCAUAUAAAUCCCAGUUGUGGAUUAAAGUGCAACUUAAUUUUGAAAAGACUGCGACACGAGAGAGAUUUACUAUUUAAAAUGUAUAAAACACCGAAAUAUUACGUACACAGAUAUACAUUUUCAUAUCAUUGUUGUCUUAAUUUCGAGACAUCAUAUUAUUACAUUUGACAUUUCAAUUACAUUAUCACCGAAUUAUUUGAAAAGGGAUUAAUAAAAUGACAUAAUUUUUUUUAUAACAUUAGUGUAUAUUUUAUAAAUCCAUACAAUCUGUAAAAUAAAGCGCGAAAAUGAAUAAA